This is a messenger RNA of Nymphaea colorata (pocket water lily), 1090 nucleotides long. Its product is annotated as 50S ribosomal protein L11, chloroplastic. NCBI's taxonomy places the organism in Eukaryota, Viridiplantae, Streptophyta, Magnoliopsida, Nymphaeales, Nymphaeaceae. The transcript has 4 exons. Bases 123 to 791 code for a protein of 222 amino acids. Gene Ontology annotation, molecular function: structural constituent of ribosome; large ribosomal subunit rRNA binding. The record is from RefSeq and is a predicted model, not a curated record. Gene Ontology annotation, biological process: translation. Gene Ontology annotation, cellular component: large ribosomal subunit; ribosome.
CUUCGCCCGUUGGGACGUUACGUUAGCCGGCACGUUAUCACUUCAGACUGCUGCUUCCUCAUUCUCCCUCGCUUUCUCUCUCGUUCUUCAUCUCUCUGCGCGCCCGUCUCUGCGCGCCAACGAUGGCUGCCUCAUCAUAUGUCACUCUACCCAAUGUUGCCUCCUCCUCCCCAUCAUCUUCCUCUUCUUCCAACAAGCUAUCAUCUUCAAUUUUGGGGACCGUUUCCCUGAAGAAGAUGUCCGUCACUCACCACUUCCUGCAGAAUCAGCCACUCUAUCUCACCUCCAGAACUCUUACCAUCAAAGCCAUGGCUCCUCCGAAGCCCGCUGGAAAGGCUAAAAAGGUGGUUGGAAUAGUGAAGCUUGCUCUGGAUGCCGGAAAGGCCACUCCGGCGCCGCCCGUCGGCCCUGCUCUUGGGUCUAAAGGUGUAAAUAUCAUGGCGUUUUGCAAGGAGUACAAUGCCAAGACGGCCGAGAAGGCUGGAUACGUGAUUCCGGUGGAAAUAACGGUCUAUGAUGACAAGAGCUUUACCUUUAUUCUCAAGACUCCCCCUGCUUCGGUUCUUCUGCUUAAAGCUGCAGGUGUGGAAAAGGGUUCAAAGGACCCAAAGACUGAGAAAGUGGGGAAGGUAACCAUUGACCAAGUACGGGCCAUAGCAACAGAGAAGUUGCCAGACCUGAACUGUUCAAGUAUCGAAUCUGCCAUAAGGAUUAUUGCUGGCACUGCUGCGAAUAUGGGCAUCGAUAUUGACCCUCCUGUUCUUGAACCCAAAAAGAAGGCAGUUCUGUGAUCUUUUUUCCUUUUCUUUUUAAAUUUUUGUUAAUUUGCACUGUAUUUUUUCAUAUUUUUUAAAAUGGUAACUCCUGGUUUUUGCAUUUCUGCGAUUGUAGCGUCGGACCAGCCUUGACAAGCCUAAAAUGUACCAUUUGUUUCUUAGAUGAUGUUGCUAGGUCUAUUCCUCCAUUUAAAAUCCCCUUUCCGUUCUACCAUGGAUGCACUUGUAGUAGAUUAGUGUGUUUUUGUAACCAAUACAUUAUAAAAGAUUUGAAUAUCCAUCGAUAUCAUCUAUCUCUUAAGUAUCAUACCAAA